AUGUUUUCCACCGUCAGUCUUGGGAGGGUGUCCCUCUCGCUUUCAAUCGCUACUGGCAUCCUCUCACCUUUGGCGGCCGCGACUCAAACUUGCUACUACCCCGAUAAAUCGAUAGCCUCCAGCGAUAUUCCUUGCGGAAAUGGGACACAUGUCGCCUGUUGUGGCGAGGGCGCCGUUUGCCUGUCGAAUGGUCUAUGCAUGGACGUUUUCCAGCCCUUCACACUAGCCAGAUCAUCAUGCACAGACCAGUCAUGGACGAGCGGUAACUGUCCGAAUUAUUGCCUUCAAGAUUCAUCUUUCAACAAAUCCGGCUGUUCGAUAGUCCUCUAUUCAUACCUUGAUAGCACCGCCGAGUAUUGCUGUAAUAAUAUCGAUGCCGAAGAUGAUAGUGCUAUCUGCGCCUACAAUUACACGACAUUUCAAAUCCCAGAUGCAACCAUCAUUCCAGGCUAUGAUCUCCUCGCGGACUAUGUCUUGGCCAACGAAACUUCCAAUUCGACCAAGUCUUCCAGCAACCAUGAUACCGCUAUUGGAGCAGGCGUCGGUGUGCCUCUUGGCGUCAUUGCACUCGCUUCUAUUGCCUGGGCGCUAUGGGAGCGGCGAAAGUUGCAUCGCUUCCAGGCCGGAAAUAUCGCGGCAUCAUCUGUCCCGGAACCAAAACAAGAUAACUCAUACGGCAUGGUGCCCCCUCAAAACCAGCCCAGGUACACGGAUGCCGGACCCUACCAGCAAGCUCAGCAACAACAAUAUACUCAACCCCAAGUAUUGUCGGAGAUGGGAGUCGGUGGGCCAGUGGAGUUGGACUCGCAGAGAAAAUGA
Messenger RNA from Talaromyces atroroseus, 819 nucleotides. RefSeq lists its product as hypothetical. The coding region runs from base 1 to 819 and encodes 272 amino acids. Lineage: Eukaryota; Fungi; Ascomycota; Eurotiomycetes; Eurotiales; Trichocomaceae. The record is from RefSeq and is a predicted model, not a curated record. The transcript has 2 exons.